AUGUCUUCGUUGUCAAUAAACGAGACUCAGUUGCGUGCCUAUUUGACCCAGUGGAUUACUACCGCCGACAGCCCUAGCUACUUCGAGACAGUAGGGAUCCCUCCCGAAAUAGGAUACCGGGUGGCGAGAAGCCUCUGCGAUGACGGCGAUGUUGAAAACUGCAAUCCGAAUGUUACAUUCAAUCCUACUGUCGGUCGGCUAUCUAUCAGAAUGUCCUCAAACCCGCGAGCGAGUGUGCCCUGCUGGGUGCUAUAUGAGGAGCUUCGAGCAGUCAGGUCGGGCGUUUUCUCCCGGGCCGAGUUAGAGGAUUUCGAUAUCUUUUUCAAUGGCGAUAUCUGGCUGCAGUGUGGGGCCCCACACGUCAAUGCUGUGCUCUUGGUGAUGUGGCAUGAUGAACGCGAUAAGGAGGUCGCCGGAUCCCUAGAAAUACAUUGCAGGGAUGGUACCGUCUCUCCUCGAGUUCAAAUCUUUCCGGUUCCUCCAUCACAAACCUCCGCCCAAACCGUGACUUGGUAUCGGAAAGACUUUUACCCUGGGGGAGUAGUGCCUGACGGACGAAACCCAAAUGAUGUUUGGAAUUGGAAUCUGGACAAACUCCGGUACAUGGCGACUCGCUCCAUGGCUAUCCAGGGGCUCAGGCCGGCAGAAGCACUAUCUUGA
Molecule: messenger RNA, 660 nt
Organism: Aspergillus steynii IBT 23096
Lineage: Eukaryota; Fungi; Ascomycota; Eurotiomycetes; Eurotiales; Aspergillaceae
Exons: 3
Coding region: 1-660 (219 amino acids)
Source: RefSeq, a predicted model, not a curated record